AUGGCAGAUGAGACGGACAAUAAAAUUGGAAUUAUAAGCUAUACUUGUAAUAGUAUUGGGCUGCAAAAGUCAUGGUGGCUUCACUGGCAUUUAACAAAAGCAACAGAAAUAAUUAAUCAAACAUGGAGUAUUCAAUUGUUUUUGUGGUUCGGCAAAUUAUUUUCAACAAUUCUCGUUAAAACCUACAGCAUCUCGUACCAAAUCCAAUCAAAUUGGAGAUAUGCAUUUUAUGAUGCAGUGAUAGCAAUUUCAUCUCUGUUACAACUUUAUAUUAUUGUUAUUUUUUGUCAUAUAACAAGUAACCAGGCAAAUAAAGUAGCUCAAAAAAUUUUAACUUCCAUGAAAAUUCAAAACAAGAAAGAACGUAAUUUGCAGAACAAGGAUUUAGCAAAUGCAUAUUUUUGUACAAGAAAAAUACGUUUCACAGCAGCACAUGGAUUAAUUCACAUUCAUCUUCCAUUAUUAAUUUCUGUAAGUAUAAUUAGUGCAAUAACGACGUAUCUUGUUAUUUUGUGCAAAACACCAUAA
Molecule: messenger RNA, 528 nt
Organism: Aphidius gifuensis
Lineage: Eukaryota; Metazoa; Arthropoda; Insecta; Hymenoptera; Braconidae
Exons: 5
Coding region: 1-528 (175 amino acids)
Biological process (GO): sensory perception of taste
Cellular component (GO): membrane
Source: RefSeq, a predicted model, not a curated record